Molecule: messenger RNA, 2362 nt
Organism: Oncorhynchus tshawytscha (Chinook salmon)
Lineage: Eukaryota; Metazoa; Chordata; Actinopteri; Salmoniformes; Salmonidae
Product: SH2 domain-containing protein 4A
Exons: 6
Coding region: 507-1301 (264 amino acids)
Cellular component (GO): cytoplasm
Source: RefSeq, a predicted model, not a curated record
CCAAAAACUCCUACAUGUUGCGUUGCAGGUCUGGGUUUUCCCUGAGACUACCUUGACCUAGCUGACCUUUCUCGACCAAAACAGGGAAAGGACCUUGAGCUGGCUAUGGGCUACAAUCUAAAUGUACUUGUAUUGACUUUAAGCCAUGAGGCGGCACCAGGAACCAAACAUCACAACACAAAGGCUUUCAUUACCAGAUACUGAUCAGUCAUGGCUGGGCUCAGCCACCUGAUGAUGACUACUAUUGUUAUCAUGUUUAUUAAUGACCUGUUAACAAAUACCAGCAAGGAAUCAUUGACUAUCCACCCUCCCAGCAGAAGUCAUAUAACAUAACGGAGGGAACGUCUAAGAAGUUGAAAGAGAACUCUUCAGCCUUUUGGAAUUGAGACUGUACCAGAUCCACCAGACGUUGGGAUUUAAAGUCCUCUGUUGAACCAGGCCGGCACCAACAUUUUAGACAGUCCCAACAGCACCAGAGGAAGGGAGUUCAUCUAGGAUCAGACAGUAUGCUGGCUCAGAUCCUACAGGAGAUGUGGGUGGACCCAGAGGUUCUGGAGGCCCUGAGUGAAGACCAGAGGAGAAUCUUGUUUCUGAAGAUGAGAGAGGAGCAGGUCAGACGCUGGAUAGAGAGGGAGGAGAAGGACGAGAGAGGGAGGAGAACCAGGGAACAACACAGGUCUAAAGAAGGUCACAGUAAGAGCGUGCACUGGCUGUUGGGUCGUGAUGGGGAUGUGAGUGUGAGCGUGAUCGGAGAGGUGGAUGAAUUUAGAUCCUCCAAACUCCCCCAGACCCUUCGUACCAACACCAGACUACAGAGUACAGAAAUGAACAACCUAGUGGUUGAUCUCCAUACUGUGUCUCUACUGGCAGACAGAGAGAACCACCAAACCAGCUCACAAUCAGCCACACUGAUGCAACUCAGCGUAGACUCAGACGGCUCUAAGGACUCUGAGGAGGACCACGACUCAGGCAGCGCUGAGGACGACCCAAAGGACCCCGUGGAGGACAGCAGCGACAAUGAGUCAGGCAACAGCACAGACGACCUAAAGGACUGGGGCCUCUGCCACAGACCCCACCACAGCAACAUCAGCCUGUCUCUACAACCCCAGCUGUCAGUCACAGAGAAGGCCCGCCCACACGGCAGAGGAGUGGUGGUCAAUCAUGAGGAGGAGAGCCCAGCUUUUGGUGGUCGGGUGGCCCAGCUCAGGAGAACGUUUGCCACAUCCUCUCCCAUCGCCAAGCCCCCUGUGCCCACCAAACCUUCGCACCUGCAGCUGGUGCCCAGGUCCUCUCUGAGGUAACACUGGGGUCACCCACGGUCAACCAAUCACACAGAAGAGGUACUGCCCACCUGAAGAGCUCAUUUGAAUACCAGGUAAAAGUGACCUACGGACAGACACUCACCUGAGGAACGGUGCAGAGAAAUAGGAGCUCCAAACUUAGCCGAGUUAAAGGUGGACAUGCACAGCUGAGUGGGAGGAAUGCUUGACACUGGUACUCUGGUGAAGUGCCCCCCUCGUUGAAGGUUUGUGGAGACUGCAUGGUAGUUAUACAGUUCCACCUCUCCUUGAACCUAAAUACACAAGAGGUUUGGACAUGGUUAAUACAAGAGCUAUUUCUACAUAGUUACAUGGAAGUUUGUAUCUGAUUUGUACAUGGGGUGGAGGAAAAGAUUUAGCUUUACGUUUCUAAUCAGGAAUUAUGCAUAAUUUAUUUUCACUUUGCUGUCUCUCGUAUGUUUGGGUCAUAGGUCAAACCAUCCUGGUAUGUUUGGGAUAUAGGUCAAACCAUCCUGGUAUGUUGGGCCAUAGGUCAAACCAUCCUGGUAUGUUGGGCCAUAGGUCAAACCAUCCUGGUAUGUUUGGGCCAUAAGUCAAACCAUCCUGGUAUGUUUGGGAUAUAGGUCAAACCAUCCUGGUAUGUUUGGGUCAUAGGUCAAACCAUCCUGGUAUGUUUGGGUCAUAGGUCAAACCAUCCUGGUAUGUUUGGGUCAUAGGUCAAACCAUCCUGGUAUGUUUGGGUCAUAGGUCAAACCAUCCUGGUAUGUUUGGGUCAUAGGUCAAACCAUCCUGGUAUGUUUGGGUCAUAGGUCAAACCAUCCUGGUAUGUUUGGGUCAUAGGUCAAACCAUCCUCUCAUGUUUUUAGCUACCAGAUCUUUUGCUUUAUUAAUUGUGUUCAUUAUCUAACAGUCUAACCUCGUAGGCUUUCUAGUCAUAUCAUGUUUUGUAUAUCUGCACUGUAACUGCAUUUGUUUGAGGAGGCUAUUUCUAUUUUGCGUGUGAAACAUGCUUGUGCAAAACACAUACCUGUAUUUCUUUGACCUGUUGGUCUCUAAUUCAGCUAAAUAAAAAUCUGAAGAAA